Messenger RNA from Archocentrus centrarchus (flier cichlid), 909 nucleotides. RefSeq names its product claudin 15-like a (gene cldn15la). Lineage: Eukaryota; Metazoa; Chordata; Actinopteri; Cichliformes; Cichlidae. The coding region runs from base 193 to 849 and encodes 218 amino acids. Gene Ontology annotation, cellular component: bicellular tight junction; membrane. The transcript has 5 exons. Gene Ontology annotation, molecular function: structural molecule activity. The record is from RefSeq and is a predicted model, not a curated record.
GAGAGAGACCAGAGCCUCGAUCACCUGCGACCUGUUUCUGACGUUACCUGAAGGCUUCAGUUUAGAGGACACAGUUACUUCCUGUUAAUUUUGUGUGAGUGUUCUGGUUUUAGGCUGUUUGUGGUAGCUGCCUGUCUUGAAAGGUCGCUGUAGUUUUAUUUCAAUUGAUUUUUGUGGGAACACCCUGCAACCAUGUCGACGGCACUGGAGGUGACCGGGUUCAUCAUGUGUAUAAUCAGCUGGCUGGUUAACGGCGCCGUGCUGGUUAACGACUACUGGAAGGUUUCCACCGUGUCCGGCAGCGUGAUCAUCUCUCAGAGGCAGUUUGAAAACUUGUGGCACGCCUGCGCCGAGAAUAGCGCCGGGAUUGCUGAAUGUCGGGACUUUGAAUCCAUGCUCGCCCUCCCUGUUCACGUACAGGCCUGUCGUGCCCUGAUGAUCAUCUGCCUGCUGCUCGGCCUCAGCUCCAUGAUCGUCGCUCUGCUCGGACUCAAGUGCAUCAAAAUCGGCUCGGCCACCGACCAAUCAAAGGGCAAGCUCACCAUGGUGGGGGGAAUCCUGAGCAUCCUCGCUGGUGUUUGCUGUAUGAUAGCUGUUUCCUGGUACGCAGCCAGAGUCAUCCACGACUUCAAUGACCCGUUCUACGGUGGAAUGAGGUUUGAGCUCGGCACUGGCCUCUACCUGGGAUGGGGUGGAGCCUCUCUGGCCAUCCUGGGCGGAGGUUUUCUCUGCAGUGCGUGUAAAAGGGCAUCACCUGGUGGCAAGAAAGGCGCUUAUUAUGGAAAUGCACCACAGAAGGUUUACACGGCCACAGCCAAAUCAGAUCCAGAUGCCAAAGCUUACGUGUAAAAACAAUGUUGGUGCCACUAUUACCUUUACUGUAGGGAUAUGACAACGUUUUAGCCUGAA